Messenger RNA from Penaeus chinensis, 906 nucleotides. Its product is annotated as putative defense protein 3. The transcript has 5 exons. Lineage: Eukaryota; Metazoa; Arthropoda; Malacostraca; Decapoda; Penaeidae. Gene Ontology annotation, molecular function: oxidoreductase activity, acting on metal ions. The record is from RefSeq and is a predicted model, not a curated record. The coding region runs from base 52 to 558 and encodes 168 amino acids.
CCGGACAACACUGAUUUUUUGGAGCUCCGCAAAUCAACGAUUUAUUGAGCCAUGCCCCUUCCCGCAGCCUUGCUGUGUCUCCUAGGCCUAUUACAGCACCUAGGCCUAGUCCAGGGGAACUCGAGCGGCGCCCCUGAAUCCGCCUGUGCCUGGAUGUCCCCCUGGCACGAGCCCUACACGGAGCCCCAGGCAGGUCCUUCGCCUUACUCUUUCAGGCUCUAUGAGAAGGAGCUGAUGGCGGGAGGGCUCGUGGCGGUCUGCCUGGUGGGAAACGAGCCUUUUUCCGGUUUCAUGAUCCAGGCGCAUGACGGAUCGGGCACUGUCAUGGGUACUUGGCCAGGCAGUCAGCUGACCUCCGCCGCUCAGCCGAUGUCAUGCGAGAAUCAGAAUGACACGGUGACCCACGUGAGCAGUGCCAUGAAACAACUGGUGCCUCUUAAGUGGCAGUCUCCCGUAGACUACGCGGGCGAUGUCGUUUUCAAGGCCGCUGUUGUGAAAGACUACACUACCUUCUGGACAGAUGUCACUUCGGGAACUUUUACACUCCGGGUCCCUUAAAAGAGGCGUUCAGCUUCUUUGAUAAAGUUACGGAAAAACAAGAAUAGAUUAGCUUUGUGUAAUUGUUCUUUGAUGUUUUCUUUCUUUGAAAAUACUGAGAAAGAAGUAAGUAAUUGAAUAGUAAAAAAAAGUGCAAUUCUUUAUUUUUUAUUUUUUUAUUAGUCUGUAAGUACGUAGGAAUUUCUCUUCAGCCAUUCAUUUUGUUUUCCAUUUCUUAUAUUGUUCUUUUAUUUUCUUUCAGCACCUUGUACGUAAAUUACCUUUAUAAAUUUCGACCAAAGAACAAAUCUCCAGUUAAAUUGUAUUCAUAGUAAACUACUGUGCAUUAAUACACUACGACAAGCAUUG